AUGGGCAAUUGUGUUACCAACAGAACAAAAAUAUAAACCAAUCUAGAAAAGCCCCAAAAGAUGUACAUUCAUUAAGCUUUUGUUAGACAAACACUUACAAAUCCAGAGUAUAGUUUAUAAUGAAAAAUUGUUAGAUCUCGUAAAUAGAUGUUGUUAUUUGAAGAUAAUUUUAUUGAGAUGUUUGAUGAAAGUCCAAUCUUUGGUUAAAGCAUGUAUUGGUUUUUACUAGGUCUAUAAAACAAUGAAUAAAAAGGUAUCGAAUAUGAAACAAUGUUACCAAUAUCAGAAGUCUUUAUUUUAGGUAAAUCAGAAAACGAAAUUUUAAGAUUACCAAAUAGAGUUUCACUUAUUGUAUUAAUAAUCAUAUCAUUUGGUAAUCUAAAUAUUAAAGAUGCUAUUAAAUAAUUUGCAUCUUUAGAAAUUACUUAUUUAUAGACAGCAAAAUGUAUGCAAGUGUUUAUUAAUAUGAUGUUAAGAAAACAAAAUCUUAAUGAACAACCUAUAAAAGCAUUUGUAGAUGCUAUAUUCUCAAAAGUUAAUGGUAAUGUUCCUAUCUUGCAGUUAAUUAAAUUUUUUGAUAAUUACCUGACAUAAUUAGAAGAAAUUGUUGAAGAUUAUUAUUACAAUAAAUUUUUAGGAGAAUAAAAAUUAUUUCGUAUUCCUUAAUUAUAACAUCCAUCUCAUAUAAUUAAUUAAGAAUGGAUAGCAUUUAUGUAUUUAAGUUUCAUGCAAAAAGAUUGUAAUAAAUUAGAAUUACUCUAUUCUUCUAAUGUUCAUGAAAGAAAUUUUGAAUUAUUAUCUCAUCUUCUCAUUGAUAGUUAAUCUAGUGUAUUAUUCUUAAUACAAUGUAAUGAAGGAAAUCGUAAGUAUAUUUUUGGAGCAUAUACAAAUUUUGAAUGGAAAGAUGAUGCUCAACCUAGUGGUAGUAAAGAGGAUUGUAUAUUUUAAAUGUUCCCAUAAUUUAAAGUUUAUAAGACUAAAAAUGAUAAAUUCACUAGAUCAUAGUGUACUUAUUUGAAUUCUAAAAAUUCAGAAUUAAAAUAAGGCAUUGGAUUUGGAGGUGAAUUAGCAAAAGAAUUUAGAAUUUUUAUUAAUUAAGAUCUUCUAAGUAUUUAAUGUAAAAAUCAUGAUAAAACUUAUGAAUCUGGUGAAUUAAUGCCUUUAAAAUAAGCUAAAGUAUCUAUUUUAGAGGUGUGGACCAUUUAAUAUAUUUAAGGUACCACUUAAUUUAAAGAUCUCAUUUAUUAAAAAAUAGAUGAAUAAAUUGAAUUAGAAGAGUUUGAAAAUCCAUUAGUUCAUUUAGAUGAAGAUAUCAGUUCUUAUAGGUCUGGUGAUUAUCCUUCGCAUAGUGGUUCAAUUAAUUAAUUAAAGGAAAAAGAUUCUUGUGAUUGGGAUGGAGAAAGUUAAAAUGGAUUUGAAGAAGAGAUCAUCAUAAGAGGAGAUGGAUUUGAAGAAGUUAAGAAAAAUGAAUAAGGAUUUGAAGUCAUUCCUUUGAAUGAAACUAAUGUAAAUCAUUUUAUAAUAUACUUAUUAUUAGAUUAGUAAAAAAAGUACAAAAAUCCAAAACCAAGAAUAAUUAAAUUAACUACCUGAAAAUCAUGAUAAUCAAUUCGAAGAAGUUUUGAUUAAAAAAUCUGAAUCUAUGGAUUCUUCUGCACUUCAAAUGGUUUAUAAUGUUGUUUCAGGAACAUUUGGUCAAGUUGAAUCUGAUGACAAGUAUAAUUAUAAAUAUAAUAAAUCAAUAGUUGGAAUGGUGAUAACUCUGAUUGGAAAGGCAAUGGAUCCAUUUCAAGUAAACAAAGUCGAGUUCAAUUAAGUAAAGAUUUAGCUACGAUCACUGAAGAUCUUAAGGAAUCUACCAAUACACAAUAUUGA
This is a messenger RNA of Paramecium sonneborni, 1875 nucleotides long. The record is from the annotation of a GenBank genome assembly. Lineage: Eukaryota; Ciliophora; Oligohymenophorea; Peniculida; Parameciidae.